CUCGCCUUCCUCCUGGCCAUCGCCUACCUGGUGGUUAAAGAGUUGCAUGCUGAGAAUUUGAAAACUGAAGAUGUAGAUACUGGGCUGUUAGGUAACUUCAACAAUAGAUUUCUUAUGGUUUUGCUGCCUCUGCCUGCCACAGGCUUUCUCCUCUGCAGUGCCCCUCUGCCAUUCCACCCUGCCUUGGAGCCAACCACCCGUGAACUGAAACCUCAGCAAACUAAUUACUCCGUGAAGACAUUGGUGGUUCCUAUUUUGUUUACUGUUCUGUGCCUGUCAUGUGACAUAGUAACAAGCACAUAGACGUUGCUCAGUGUAUGUUUAGUAAGUGAAUAAAUGAAGUUUGGAAACUUGUCAUUAAAAUAAAACUACUGUACUCCUUCUAAAGAUAGUAGGCCAUCGGCCAUGGAGUUGGAUUCUCAGAAGUUAUCUUAGUCACUUUGUUGCUGAAACAGAACCAACACCCACAACUUUUGAAAGAGGAUUUAUUUUGGCUCACUCUUUAAUCUAUCAUAGGCUGACUCCCAGGCAGAAGCCUCAUGAAGCUUUGGGGGACACUUCAGAUCUAAACCAUAACAGAGGUCAUUGUCUUUCUAAUACCCUUUAAUAUCUUAAACUGUACUAUGAGUAGUAGCUGAAAAUCUUCAAAUUAAUUUAUUCUUGGUCAUUACUUCAUUUAUACUUCCUCUUCUUUCGCUUCUCAACCCUUCCUUUGAGUUCACUAUAAUGCCAUACUUUUGACCGGGCGUAUAGCUCAGUGGCAUAAGUGCCUGCCUGGCAAGCGUGAGGUCUUGAGUUCAGUUCCUGGUACAAAAAAACCCAAAAAAUCCCAUGCUUUUGAUUUGAUUUCUGUAGGAAAACACAGGUUCAAAAUGACUACAGGUAGGGUCUGAGAUCCCAACUCACUGGUAAAUUGGGACUGCAGAGCAAAGCUAAAGAAACAGAAGAUGAGGGGCUGAGUUUAGUGGUACACACCUAUAAUCCCAGUUACUUGGGAGCAUCCAGAGUUCCAGGCCAGCCUAGGCAAUUAGGUUUUCCCCUGUCUCAGAAUAGAAAAUACUGGGGAUGUAGCUCAGUGUACAGUACUUGCUUCCAUGCGCAAGGCCCUAGAAUCAGUGCUACAUACAAAAGAAGGAAUUAGAUUAAGUUUAUGAAAACUGAAGAGGAGGUGCUCUAUAGAUGUCCUAUGAUGUAGAAUGAAAGGAAUCUCUUAGCGCUAAAUAGUAAAAGACAGUAACAUGAUUCAUGAAAUGAAACAUGUCAAGAUACCUUAAGAAAGGUUUAAACAUUUUAUCUGUAGUUGCAUUUUAUAAAACUGAAAAUAUUCUUAAAUUGAAUUUCCUUUCCACAUACUACAAUUUAAUUAAAAUAUUCAAUGAUGUGACUUCUAAUUGUGCUUCAAUAGUUUAUACUUCUGUAAGUCAAAGUUAGUUUGUACUAAGCUUAAAUUUGUUAUUGUAAUAUGGGUUACAUAUAAUUCAGAGGACCAGAAAUACCCAUGAUCUUCUGAACAUGAAGACACUAGUUUAAAUUGUUCUAGUGUUAAUACCUUUUCUCUUUCUUUUCUC
Chinchilla lanigera (long-tailed chinchilla) is the source of this 1568-nucleotide messenger RNA. RefSeq names its product ADP-ribosylation factor-like 6 interacting protein 6 (gene Arl6ip6). The record is from RefSeq and is a predicted model, not a curated record. Lineage: Eukaryota; Metazoa; Chordata; Mammalia; Rodentia; Chinchillidae.